AUGCUGUUGAAUAGAUUGGAGAAGGUGAUUCAUAAGAUCAUAUCGGCGAAUCAACCAGCUUUCAUUAGAGGCCAUUCCUUGUCUGAGCAUGUGCUGUUGGCCCAAGAAGUCUUCAACAAAUUCCGGUAUUCUAAAGCAAAAAAAAGUCUAUUGGCUAUCAAGAUUGACAUGGAGCAAGCAUACAAUAGCAUGAGAUGGAAAGCGCUAAGUCUUAGUAGAAGUGGAUUGGGGAUUUCUAUUACUCCUAAUGCUCCUAGAAUUUCUCAUUUACUCUACGCCGAUGAUAUCUUAAUAUUCUCGGAAGCAAAUGUUAGGGAGGUGAAGGAGUUGAAGAACAUUGUUAUCAAUUAUUGCAAUUGGUCGGGUCAAAAUGUUAACCACUCCAAAUCUAUGAUUUUAUUUGGGAAGCACAUUAACCAGAGGAGGAAGAAUAAAAUUACUAAGGUUCUUCGGUUCAAGGUGUUGAAAGAGCUUUGUUAUCUUGGUGUUAAGAUAACUUUAAGGAGGAUGGUGGCUUCGGAUUUCCAUAAGCUUCUGGAGGUGGCUUUUAAUAAGUUGAGCACUUGGGGGAAGAAUUGCAUUUCAUUGGAAGGGAAGUUGGUACUAGUUAAAUCUGCAUUCCUUUCUCUACCAUUGUUUUUGUCUUCCCUUUCAUUAGUACCAUUAUCUAUUCUCAAAGAAUUUGACAAAAUGUGUAGAAGCUUUUUAUGGAAUAAAAGUAGUGGAAAUGUUGGAAUGCAUUAUGUAUCUUGGGAGCUAUUGUGUAAACCAAAGAAUGAAGGUGGCCGUGGACUGUUCUCAGCGGUUUCCAAGGAUGGGCCUCUUUGGGCUAAGUUUGCUUGGGAUUUCUUCAUGAAGCCUAAUUCUUUACUCAACCGGAUUAUUAGAGGCAAGUAUGGAAGUGAUUUAUGGUCUAUUCCGGUGAAAAAUGGCUGUUCUCCUACAUGGAAGAUUAUUACCAAUAGGGCUUAUUAUCAUAGAAACAUUGUUAGAUUGAAAGUCUCUAAUGGUAAUUCUAUUAAUUGGUUGCAUGAUUCUUGGAUUUUAGAUGAAUGCAUUUCAAAAUGGCCUACAUUUAUUAAUAAUUUGGAACCAAGGGAUUAUAAGCUUAGCUACUUCAUAUUGGAGGGAGAGUGGAAUGUGAAUCAGCUGCAGAAUUUCUUUGGGAAGCAACUAUUGGAUCUUAUUCUACAGAUUCCUAUAGGAGCAGAGGGGACAACAGAUCUAAUUGAGCUGAAAUCAAAGGCUGCAGAGAAAUCAAUUAUUGCUUUGUCCCUAGAAGCACUGAAUGAUCAUAAUUCUGAAGUUUGUCACUGGAGAUGGAUGAAAAAGUUAAAAAAUGAGACCAAGAGUAGAGCUCGUUUGGUGGAGACUUACAAUGAAGCAAUUCUUUCAAAUGCUUUUCUAGUGAAGAGAAGAUUAUCCAAUUUUUCAGGUUGUCCGAGAGGUUGUGAUGAGGAGGAGGAUAGCAGUCAUAUUGCUGGAAGAUUUGUGAAAUUUCAGAGGAUUAUUAUCUUACUAAACAAAUGGGGAUUCAAAGUUCCGUUGUUUGAAGAUCUUACAGCAUGCUUGGACGGAUGCAAGUUGGUUCAUGAAGGAAUUGAAAACUCGGAUAAUGUAAUUGCAGCAAAUACCGUUUCGAUGGCCACGUUGAGCAAUUUUAUCAGCUUCUAUCCGGACAACUACGACGUCAAUCAGCACUUGAUGUUUACCUCUUGGUGUCCUCCUCCACCCGGAUGGAUAAAGAUAAGCAUUGAUGCUUCAGUAAAAAGCAAUAACUUGGCAGGGAUUGGAGGUGUGGUGAGGGAUAAUAAAGGUAGAUUUUUGAUAGCAUUUGGAGCCCAAUAUUUGCAUUGGGAUAUAGCUCAAAUGGAAUUGAUGGCUGUUUACUACUUGAAAAGUAUUAUGCGGGAUUGGAUGUAUGAAGCUCAAGGUGUGAUUAUAGAAGGAGAACUUCAACAUCAUUAA
Dendrobium catenatum is the source of this 1968-nucleotide messenger RNA. RefSeq lists its product as uncharacterized. Lineage: Eukaryota; Viridiplantae; Streptophyta; Magnoliopsida; Asparagales; Orchidaceae. The transcript is spliced from 3 exons. The record is from RefSeq and is a predicted model, not a curated record. Bases 1 to 1968 code for a protein of 655 amino acids.